This is a messenger RNA of Cyphomyrmex costatus, 1243 nucleotides long. Its product is annotated as insulin-like growth factor II. Gene Ontology annotation, cellular component: extracellular region. The record is from RefSeq and is a predicted model, not a curated record. Bases 1 to 687 code for a protein of 228 amino acids. NCBI's taxonomy places the organism in Eukaryota, Metazoa, Arthropoda, Insecta, Hymenoptera, Formicidae. The transcript is spliced from 3 exons. Gene Ontology annotation, biological process: positive regulation of activated T cell proliferation; regulation of muscle cell differentiation; positive regulation of transcription by RNA polymerase II. Gene Ontology annotation, molecular function: insulin-like growth factor receptor binding; growth factor activity; hormone activity.
AUGAUACGUAGUGGCAAUCGUGCAAUGAACGACGCAGUGCUUCUCGCAGCGUUGGUUUUCCUGAGUGUCCUGUACGCCGCUGAUGCUGACAAUGUCAUUUUCAACAAGUCGCAUCAGCGGAUGCAGAAAAUGUGCUCAAGAAAACUGAGCGAUGCUCUGCAUAUCAUAUGCAAGGAUCGCGGCUACAACGAACCGUUCUACAGCAACGAGGAUGAGUCGAGAAUCGAUCCCGGUCCGGGACUUGUCGAGGAGUGCUGUUAUCAUCAAUGCACCUACGCACAAAUGGAACAAUACUGCAAACCUCUUCCCGCGGAGAAACGGACCGACUCGAAGGGCGACGCUAUGGAUUUGUCGCAUAUAGCGAAUCUACCUCAUUCUACGACAAAAGAUUUUCUGGAACAGCAUCCACAAACGGAGAUGGACUACGCCGGCGAUGCGAUAAAACGUAAGGUCGAUGAUUUGAAAAGGGGACGGCACAGGGGGAAAAGUGGUCGCAAUAAUGAUGGUGAAUGUAAGGGGAAGGCUGAUGCGAAAAAGCGACACCGCGGCAGGCACUGUAGAUGCCGGCGUCGGCGUCUGGAAUGUCGCCGUGCUGGCAAGGUUUUACGCAGCAACGUUAAAUCUCUAGGCAACAAAUUUCUAACAUCAUUAAUGACUGACGAACCUACGUUGUUCGAAACGAUUUAGAGCGAAGUUGAUUCUCCAAUGCCAAUCUUCGAUUUGCCACUUUCUCUUGAUCACACAUUUAAACAAUUAAUGGAGUUUGCACACGGAUGAUGGCUAAUAGAGAAGAGAUCUGAGAAGAGAUAAAUCGAAUUGAAAGAAUUUGUGUAAAAGAGAUAUUAUUUAUAAGGAAUCCAGUCUCAUCACGCACAUUAGUGUUAAUAGAUGCCGAAAUGCGACGACGCGACGUGCGGCGAAUAGUGUCAUCCAUCAGUUUUGACAUGGAAGAAUUCGUGAUUGUGGAAGCGUGGAGGAUCAAUUGCUCGAUGGCGACAUUGACGGGACAGAUGUGCUGUUUUAGAUUAUUCCAUUGCUUUUCUAUCAAGAACAAUGUCGUUAAAAAAGUGUGUUUCGAUGACAACUCGUGGGGGAAUCGCUGACUUGAAUAUCGAAAAUGCAAUUGUAGUGAACUUGAAUACAAUUUGAAUGCAAUCGGGUAGCGCAAUAAUGUCGCAAAGAAAAAAAGAAAGACUUAAGUGAUUUGAAUACAAGUGUUUGCAGGCGCGAGAAGCAGCCCGUA